UCCACUACGUAUCUCAUUCAUUUUUGUCUGUUCGUACUCUGUAUAUACACACUCGGCCAGCCUUGGCCGGUCAUGGCGUCACCGUGAAUUUUCUUUACCCGAAAAGAGGGGGAAAGGCCGGGAAAAUGAAUAGCAAGUCGAACACGGAAAACCGAAAAAUAAACUAGCUAGUAGGAUAGAUAGAGGAAGAGUUGAAGAAGACUGAGAAACAAACAAGUGAAAAAAAAAAGAAAAAGGAAGAAAGAAACAAGUUUGAAAAACUCCACCAAACAAAAUACACCUUUCAAAAUCGAAGUUCGAAGACGUGAAUCGCACUUCGUGCUAUAUCCGAUAUCCUGUCCUUGGCGUUCCCGUAUCCUCUCUUUCACCGCCGUGCUUCGUGUCAGCUCCGGUGGAAUUCGAUCUGGGUGUCGGGCUUCCUUUUGAGGUUCUAUUAUACUGGCAUUUGUUGGUCCUGUUGUGGCUUCUACUAUACAGAUUGUAUGAGGUUCGUCUUGCCAUUUGCACUUUGUGGUUUGCAGUUUCAAUUAAGGAUUUUAUUGUGGAAAGCAGAUGCAGAAUAGUGGAAAUCUUUCUCAGCAUAUUAGUCCUUUGAGGUUGACCACUCAGCAGUCUCUUCGCCGUUUGGGCAGUAGAUGUUCUCAAAUAGCAACAGGGCAGCAUUGUUCUCCUACUGUAUUUCCGGAAAAACGUGGCAAAGUAAAAGCUUUGAGGCAAAAUGAGGUCAAUGAUACCAGUGACAAUACAGGAAAAUUAAAGACACAUGACCACAGGAUUGACAUAGGAGAUGAACAUUCUGAUCUGCUGGGAUACACUGUAUUUUCUGGGAGACUCAUUUUGGAUAAGAGAACAUCCAGCGGAGAUGCUGAUGCACAAACAUCAAAAGAAACUAGGAACCAAGAUGCAGUUGAUGCCAAAUUGACAAGCAAAGCAUUAGUCUGGGGAUCACAUAUGUUGUCUCUGGAUGAUGUGAUUUCAGKAUCAUAUAAUGCGGGUCUUAGACAUUUUACAGUUCAUUCUUACCCAAUCAGAAAGGGAUCCUGUGGUCUUUCCUGUUUCAUGAAGCCUCAAAGAAGUCGAAAGGACUUUCGCUUCAUUGCUUCUAAUGUAGAAGAAGCCCUUCAAUGGAUUAGUGGAUUUGCUGAUCAACAGUGUUUUGUGAAUUGUUUACCUCAUCCCUUAGUUUCUUCCAAGAAGCAGGCAUCUGACAUGGUUGUUAAUGAUUUCCUGCCUGAACCAAAUAUCAAAUGUAAAAGCCCACCAAGAAUACUUGUAAUACUAAAUCCACGUUCUGGUCAUGGUCGCUCAAGUAAAGUUUUCCAUAGCAAAGUGGAACCAAUAUUUAAGCUUGCAGGGUUCAAGAUGGAGGUAGUCAAAACACAAUCUGCUGGUCAUGCUAGAAAACUUGCUUCCAGUGUUGAACUUAGUACAUGCCCUGAUGGAAUAAUAUGUGUUGGAGGUGAUGGAAUUGUUAAUGAGGUUCUGAAUGGUCUACUUAGUAGAGAAAACCAGAAAGAGGCAAUUUCAGUUCCAAUUGGCAUUAUUCCGGCAGGUUCUGAUAACUCACUUGUUUGGACUGUUCUAGGAAUUAGGGAUCCUGUUUCUGCUGCAAUAGCUAUCGUAAAGGGUGGUCUUACAGCUACAGAUGUUUUUGCUGUCGAGUGGAUUCAGUCUGGCGUUAUUCACUUUGGGAUGACUGUCUCAUACUAUGGUUUUGUUAGUGAUGUGCUGGAACUUUCUGAGAAGUAUCAGAAGCGCUUUGGUCCAUUACGCUAUUUUGUAGCGGGUUUCCUCAAGUUCUUGUGCUUGCCAAAAUAUAGUUUUGAAGUGGAAUAUCUUCCCGCAUCAAAAGAUGUGCCUGAGCCUGAAGAUAAUAUCCCAACUGAUCAUGAAACACUUGACAUGUCAGACCUGUACACAGACAUCAUUAGGAGAUCAAAUAUGGAUCGUAUUCCUAGAGCUUCCAGCUUAUCAAGUAUCGAUUCUAUCAUGACCCCUAGUCGAAUGUCUGAAGACCUGGACACCACAAGCAGUACACAUGCUAGUGCUGAGCCAUCUGAAUAUGUGCGUGGCCUUGAUCCCAAAACAAAACGCCUAUCUUCUGGGAGGCGCAAUGCUAUAGCAGAACCAGAAGUUAUCCAUCCUCAGGUGCCACUUUCAACAACUCCUAACUGGCCCAGGACGAGGUCAAAAUCAAGAAUAGAUAGAGGUUGGAGUGGAUUGGCAGCUACAAAUGAUCCAACUAGAAGUUCUUGGGGAAAUGCUACAACAAACGACAAAGAGGAUAUAUCAUCAACAAUAUCUGAUCCAGGUCCCAUAUGGGAUGCUGAACCAAAGUGGGAUAGCGAACCCAAUUGGGAUGUGGAGAAUCCAAUUGAGCUCCCAGGACCAUCAGAGGAUGCUGAAUUGGGAAUGAAGAAGGAAGUCAUCCCCAAGUUUGAGGAGAAAUGGGUUGCUACAAAAGGACAAUUUCUUGGUGUGUUGGUGUGCAACCAUUCGUGCAAGACAGUUCAAAGUUCACAGGUGGUUGCACCAAAAGCAGAACAUGAUGACAACACUAUGGACUUGCUAUUGGUUCAUGGAAGUGGACGGCUUAGACUAUUAAGGUUUUUCUUGCGUCUGCAGUUUGGUAGACACCUUUCUUUGCCAUAUGUAGAAUAUGUCAAGGUAAAGUCGGUGAAGAUUAAGCCAGACAAAACAACCCAUAAUGGUUGUGGCAUUGAUGGUGAGCUUUUCCCCAUCAAUGGCCAGGUGGUAUCUUCUUUGCUUCCUGAACAGUGCAGACUUAUUGGCAGGGCCCCAAGCCGUCACUAAUGGAAAGAGUAUUGUUUAAUAUGUUUGCUCAGUUUUCACUUCUAACAACGGUAUGUAGUAGUGGAAUACUCAGAAGCUUCAUAUACUGAAACACAUCCUUGUCCAGUCAUUUUCUGUUAUUUUCUCUGUAAACUUCUCUACCUUAGUGUGUUAGAAGUCCCUAUAAAUUUAUGCAUGAUCGUGGAACAUUAUUAUCAGCGAGUCCUGUUAUUUUCCUCUCCCUUUUUGUGUGUCCCUUCCAUUGUUGGGUGCAACUGGUGGUUUAUCUACAUGUAUGUGGAUACGUGGGUUUCAUUUCUAUUUUUGAUUUGUUUUGUUCA
Nelumbo nucifera (sacred lotus) is the source of this 3134-nucleotide messenger RNA. It is a transcript of the gene LCBK1, whose product is annotated as long-chain base (LCB) kinase 1. Gene Ontology annotation, biological process: ceramide metabolic process; phosphorylation. The record is from RefSeq and is a predicted model, not a curated record. NCBI's taxonomy places the organism in Eukaryota, Viridiplantae, Streptophyta, Magnoliopsida, Proteales, Nelumbonaceae. Gene Ontology annotation, molecular function: ceramide kinase activity.